Molecule: messenger RNA, 2173 nt
Organism: Trichosurus vulpecula (common brushtail)
Lineage: Eukaryota; Metazoa; Chordata; Mammalia; Diprotodontia; Phalangeridae
Gene: MFAP5
Product: microfibril associated protein 5
Exons: 10
Coding region: 117-626 (169 amino acids)
Biological process (GO): embryonic eye morphogenesis
Cellular component (GO): microfibril
Source: RefSeq, a predicted model, not a curated record
GGGUAAAGACACUCUCAACUGCUAAAGGAAACAGUAGGAAAAGACAGAUCACUGCACCUAGUGAGUUGUCCUGCUGUCUGGGGCCCUGAAAAGGGAGAGAGAAGGCAAGUGGUGACAUGCUGCCAUUGGGACCCAAGUUUCUGCUGUGCCUCAUUGCGCUCUUCAUCCCCUCUGAUUGGAGUCUACUAGGGGUUAAUGGUCAGCGAGGAGAUGAGACAACUCAAGAGACAUUUACAGACGAUCCUAAUCUGGUGGUAAAUGAUCCUCCAACAGAUGACACAGUUCUUGUUGAUGUUGCGCCUUCCAUAGAUGAUCAGGCCAUCUCCAGUGACAAAAACACCAGUGCAGAGUGCCGGGAGGAGCAGUUUACCUGUACUCGCCUGUACUCGGUAUAUCGGCCAGUGAAACAGUGUAUCCAUCAACAACUCUGCAUCGUCAAUGUCCGCAGGAAGUAUAUCGUCAACAAGGAGAUCUGUUCCAGGCUCAUCUGUAAAGAACAUGAGGUUAUGAAAGAUGAACUGUGCCGUCAGAUAGCUGGUCUUCCUCCAAGACGUCUCCAACGUUCCAACUACUUCCGUCUCCCUGUUUGUGAUGAUGUGGAGGGGGAGAGGCCCAACGGCCUGUGAUCGUUAAGGAAGAAGAAUGGAAAAGAGGGGCAAGAAGGGAGGAAAAGGCCAUUGAUUUUCUAGGUCAGCUCACCCGUAGACAUCAAGAUGUCUUGGUCUGGUUCCUCUGCCCUCUGCCAAAGCCUCUGAUCCAAACUGUCCACGUUGAGCUCUUUCUUCAGCACUUCAAGUGGUGCUGCCAAUCUGUAACAUCACUGUAUAACAGGGAUACCUAAUGACUAUGUAGCUGAGCUGGAUUCCAGGAAGGUGGGAUGUCAAAUAGAUGACAUAUAGGGAGGGAGUCUAUUCUUGGCAAUCUAGAGAAUUUCGUAUCCCAUAUUGCUUUCAAAGAACCCUAGAAACCUUGUUUCCCAUACUAGCUCCCCUUCAUCUAUAUAUCACUCCUUACUCCUCUUUUGACUUGUCUAUAGUACUAACUAAAGUUUUAGCAUUUGCCUAUUAAGCCCUCUCUGGGGAGAAAAUGAUGGUGCUUUCCAGCAUCUGGCGUCCUUCUCAGAGAACUAAAUUCCUCUGAGACCAUAUAAAAGUCAAAACCUAAGAUUUUUAAAAACUUGGGUAUGGGUCUGAGGACCAAACCAAAUAAGGGACUAGGAUCUCUCUCCUAUGGUCAGAUCUGACAAUGCAGUUGGAAGCCAGUUAUCAUUUAUUGACUUGUUCAUUCACUCAUUAGUUCGUUCAGUCAAGCAUUUGAUGAUUAUUUUAUUGACUUUUCAUAUAAUAGGGAAUCCCAUGAAUCCAAAGAGCUCUAAUUGGAAUAGCUGAGUAAUUUUUUUUGAAGGGGGGAAAGCAAGGCAAUUGGGGUUAAGUGACUUGCCCAAGGUCACACAGCUAAUAAGUGUCAAGUGUCUGAGGCCAAUUUGAACUCAGGUCCUCCUGACUCCAGGGCCGGUGCUCUUCUCACUGCGCCACCUAACUGCCCCGAGUCAUUUCUAAUUAUCAGGAAAUAAGCUCUUUGCCUUUGUUGACUCAUUUUGCUGACCUGUGCUGUCUGUAAGGAACAGAAGGAAUGUGGAUUUACAACCCACAGAGAAGAUUUGGGGUGUUUGGCUUAUCAAAUACUGUGAUUAGCUUGGAGAAAACAAAACAUUAAUAUUGAAACAGAAAAGAGUAGAAAUUAGUACAAUCCAGAAAAAUAGAACUGGGAUGAGAUUAUGAAGUGAUUCAUUCCAGUAAAGAAAGUCAAGAUUGAUGUUUCAUGGUGGAGAAAUAGUUUGCCAAAGAAAAUCCUGGAGAAAUGUUUUGAAGGCUUUCUACACCCCAAGGAGCAAAGGUUUAUCAAUAGAGAGUCAUUGAUAAAUUCUAUAGAGAAAAUACCAGAUAAAUACCCUAGAAGAAUGACUUUUUGUUGUAUUAAGAUAUUCUAUUAUAAAAAAGGCUGGGAAAUAAGUCAUUGUAUUAGAUAAGGGGUAGGAUAUGGGCAAGAUGGAAUAUCAUCCACAAGAUAAAUUCUUAAUACUGGGCCGAAGAUAUGAGUUGCUAUUAGUUCAGGUGAUGAUGUUUCCUCUGUCUUGCUCUAAUUCUCAAAAUACAUAAAAUAUGAACUAUUC